Trichoderma asperellum CBS 433.97 is the source of this 882-nucleotide messenger RNA. NCBI's taxonomy places the organism in Eukaryota, Fungi, Ascomycota, Sordariomycetes, Hypocreales, Hypocreaceae. The record is from RefSeq and is a predicted model, not a curated record.
AUGGCAAACACAACCAAUCUCAAGGGACAAUCGCUCUUUGACCUCUCGGGCAAAGUGGCCCUCGUCACCGGAGGCGGCUCCGGAAUUGGACUCAUGGCCGCGCAGGCUCUGGCCGCCAAUGGUGCCAAGGUCUACAUCUGUGGUCGCACCAAAGAAAAGCUCGACACCGCUGCAUCUGCUCACGGCGAAAAUGCGCCUGGCGAAAUCAUCCCCAUCCAAGCAGACGUCAGCUCCAAGCAAGGCAUCAAAGCGCUCGUCGACGAGAUCAAGUCGCGAGAAAAGUGUGUCUGCAUCCUCGUCAACAACGCCGGCAUCAGCGGCGAGACGCACACCACUGCGGAAGCACAUUCAGCAGAGGACCUGAAGAGGAGCCUCUUUGACAGCGACUCGUCGACUUUUGAUGACUGGAUCGACACGUACCGAACCAACGUUGCGGCCAUGCAUUUCACCACGGCUGCUUUCCUGCCGCUGCUGCAGAACUCGACCGAGACUCAGCAUGGCUGGUCAUCCACCGUCAUCAACAUCACGUCCAUCUCUGGCCUGGUCAAGACAAGCCAGCAUCAUUUCAGCUACAACGCGUCCAAGGCGGCGGCAGAGCACUUAUCACGCAUGAUGGCUGCGGAUUUUGCCGCUGCCGGACUCAAGAUUCGCGUCAACAGCAUUGCGCCGGGAGUCUUCCCCAGCGAGAUGACCACCGAAGGCAGCGACGAAAGACAGAAGAGUCAGAUCGACAAGAGUAAAUAUGAGGGCAAGACUCCCGCCGGACGCCCAGGAAAGGAUGAAGACAUGGCGCAAGCCGUGCUGUUCCUUGCUGUGAAUCAGUUUGUCAAUGGAAACAGAGUAGUGGUUGACGGAGGACAUACACUCGCCGAAGGAAUGUAG